GGAACUUCCUGCGUUCCAGGCCAGCCAGCCUGGCCCGGGCGGGGAGUCGAGCGCCCACGUUACCCGGCCUUUUCGGAGCUAGGGAGCCGAGACCGGGGGGCUGGGCCCCUGCUCCACCCGGCGCCCAGGGACUCGCGUCCGCUAGUUCCGCCCGCGCCUCGCGUCGCACGCCGGCAUCAGCCGGGAGCCCAGGCCCGCCGUGCCCCGGGUCAGGCGAAGCUGACCGGUCUCCGCCGACUCCGCUGCGAGCCCGGGCACGGAUGGCGGCAUUGGGCGCUGACCCGUCUCCAGCGGCUCCGCUGCGAGCCGGGGCAGCGAUGGUGGUGGCGGCGGCGCUCAGGGCCCCGGCACAGGGCUGUGUGACCUUUGAGGACGUGACCAUUGACUUCUCCCAGGAGGAGUGGGGGCUCCUUGAUGAGGCUCAGAGGCUUCUGUACUGCGAUGUGAUGCUGGAGAACUUUGCCCUCAUAGCCUCGCUGGGUCUGACGUCUUUCAGGUCUCACAUAGUUGCCCAGCUGCAGAUGGGGGCAGAGCCGUGGGUGCCUGACAGGGUGGACAUGACGUCAGCCAUGGCAAGAGGGGCAUACAGUGGACUUGUCUCCGGUUUUGGCUGUGGAGUGGAGGGUGAGUGUAGUGUGUCUGCAGAAGGAGUGUCACAGGAGGGGAAGCUCAAGGCGGCUCUGUGUAACCAGAAGGACGACUCCCAUGACACACGUGGCCUGCACUUGAAAGAUGUUUUGCACCUGACCGAACACCAGGCAACACAUCCCAGGCAGAAACCAGAUGCGUGUGAGGCAUCUGGGAAAGGGUCAGAGUCCAGUGCAAACCUUCAGCAGCAGCAGAACAUAGACAAGCCUGUCAGAAGGGAUGAGGAUAGGGCCUCCCUUGUGAAGAGCUGCAGAGAUGACACAUCAAAGGAGCCUCUCACAGUCAGGGAGGAUGAGAAGGACUUCGGGGGCGGUAUGGCCACAUCUGGCUUUCUCCAGCGACAGGUCGUUCACAGAGUGGAGGAGCCUCCCCAGAGCACUGGCCUGCCAAGUCAUAACAAGUGCGGUGAAUUUGGGAACGCUUUCCCUGACAAACCCGCACCUGUUCGGCACCAGAGAACCCACACGGGGGAAAGGCCUUUUGAGUGCAACAAAUGUGGGAUAUUCUUUAGCCACGUGUCCGGUCUCUCUCAGCACCAGAGAGAUCACAACAGAGGAAAGCCUUAUGAGUGCUGCGAAUGUGGGAAGUUCUUCAGCCGACACUCUAGUCUCAUGAGACAUCAGAGAGUUCACACUGGGGAAAGCCCUUAUGUGUGCAGCGAAUGUGGGAAAUUCUUUAGCCAAAGCUCCAACCUCAUUCAGCAUAAGAGGGUGCACACUGGAGAGAAGCCUUAUGAGUGCAGUGAGUGUGGCAAGUUCUUCAGCCAGCGCUCCAACCUCAUUCAUCAUAAGAAGGUCCAUACAGGCAGAAGCGCUCAUAAGUGCAGAGAGUGUGGGAAGUGUUUCACCUGCAACUCCAGCCUCAUUAAGCACUGGAGGGUUCACACUGGAGAAAGACCUUAUAAGUGCAAUGAAUGUGGGAAAUUCUUCAGCCGCAUCUCCAGUCUCAUCCAACAUCAUAUCAUCCACACUGGUGAACGGCCUUACAGGUGUAGCGAAUGUGGGAGAGCCUUCAUCUGGUGCUCUGACCUCAUGAAGCAUCAGAGAGUCCACACUGGGGAGCGGCCUUAUGAGUGCAUCGAAUGUGGGAAAUUGUUCAGCCAGAGCUCCACCCUCCAUAGCCAUCGGAGACUUCACACAGGGGAACGGCCUUAUCAGUGCCCCGAAUGUGGGAAAUUCUUUAAGCACAGCUCCAGCCUCCAUAGCCAUCGGAGACUUCACACCGGUGAGCGGCCUUAUGAGUGCCUUGAAUGUGGGAAAACCUUCAGCAAGAGGGCUACCCUCGUCCGGCACCAGAAAAUUCACACGAGAGAAAGGAGUGCAGAGAAUGUGCACCCUCCUCCAGCACAACGAUGUGCACAGGUGAUAAGCUCUGAGAACAGUCUUUAUGAGGGGGCCACCAGCCAGAGGGUGAACCUUGUUCAUCCCAAUGUCCACAAUGGGCAGAGUCCCUAUGAAUGCUAGUUCUGCUGGAAGCUUUCUGGAACAAAGCAGCAUUUUUCUCACCAUGGACUCUACCAGAGCUUUGCCACUGCGAGUGUCUGAGGUAGAAGCCAUCGAGCUCUGGCAGGUCUCCAAGAAUAUGUGUCAGCCAGUCCCUGUGUUCGGACCUCUUCCUUUUCUUAGAGGGAAUCCUGAGUAGCCUGAGGCCAAGGAAGAUGUCAUUCCUUCCCUCUGUGACCAGCGUAGCUAUGGACAUGACCCAUAUCUUUGACUGUGAAGACCUGAGCUGGGUUCUGCAGGCGGCUUGCAGAGAAGGUUUCCCUUCUUUCAAAGACAUGGCUGAUCUCAUACGAUGCUCAUGAUGGAUUUAUCCAGACUCCACAUUACCCAUCCCAACAAGCACCUACUUUACAUUGCCUUAAUGAUCAAGCCACCUUUAAUCCAAUGUGUUUUGAUCACUGUGAAGUGGGUUGAGAACGCAGUUGAGGUCUACCAAACGAAAAGGGUUUCUAAGUGUUUUGCCUCGGAGAAAGAGCAGGAUGGUGGAGAAUAGCUCUCGGUCCAGAUUUGGCCUCCUUUGUGUUGCUACUCAAGGUCUCCUGGGAAAGAUGGUAGGACUUUGUGGGCCUAAUGUUGGGAUCUGAGUGGCAUGAAUUUUUGUGAGCCAGAGAUGACCCUGAGGACGGGGCAGUUGUGACAACCUCCUCUGCAUCUGGGAGCGGCAUGAAUAGGGCCCCAUGUUUCCACGGGAUGCCACAAGUUCCCUAGCACUGUUAAGUAGACACUUUACCUGACACUUGCCAAGGAGCCAUUUGCCUUGACGUUUACCAUCUGGUAUUCAGGUGUCCUGUUAGGUUUACUGGCCCAAUUGAGACCAUAAUUUGUAUGGAAACAUUGGGUGUGAGACUAGCAAGCUAAAGGGAAUGUACCUGUUCUAAAAGUACAUCCACAAAUGUUCCUUUGAAUGUCACUGUGCAGGAUUCAGGCUUCGCAGAAAUUCUCAGGACCUCCAGACCUCUGUCCUAUGACUUAGGUCACUGACAGAGCAAAUAUCUAAAGGUUUUGUGGGUACCAAGGCUCCCUGCACUUUUCGUGCCACAGCUGUUGCUGCUUUGGCGGGAGAAUGGGGCUGAGAGAAGGCAGAUCCUGUACUCCAGGGGUGUAGCAUUUGUCACAUAUCCAUUUUUGCUGCCAAGGCAUGAGAGAGAGAGAGAGUCAAUGUAGGAUUGCCAAAUCCUCUAAUUUCUGACAUGAACGGGAGAUCAGAUUUUUAUGUGCAACAAUUUCUUUAAGUGCUUUGUUGAGAUACAUUUGUCAUGCAACAGUCGUAUCUAUUUGAUGUUGCACAGUUUAAGAAGUUUUUCAAUAUGUUUACACUCAGGGAACCAACACAGAGCCAUGACAAUGGACCUAUCUAUCACCCAGAAAGCUACCUCAUGCCCUUUACUAUCCCUCCUUGCCUUCCCAGUAAACCAUUGUUUCCUUAUUUUUGGUCUAUUUUUCUUUCACAACGUAAUCAUCUGGAGAAUUAUCCAUGCUGUAUGUAUUAAUAGGUCAUUCUUUUUGCUGUUGCGUAGUGCUCUCGAGUGAAUCCAUCACAAUUUUUUAUGCUUUAUUUUUUAAAUUAAAAAAUCUCUGGUAAAAUACACAUAACAUAAAAUUUACCAUCCAGACCAUCUCUAAGUGCAUAGUUCAGGAGUAUUAAGUACAUUCAUUUUGUACAGCCAUCACCACCAUUCACAUCCCGAGCUCUUUUCAUCUUGCAAAACCAAAAGUCUGUAGCCAUUAAAUAAUAACUUCAAAGUCUCUCCCCCCUGCCAAGCCCCUGGAAACUGCCCUUCUACUUUCUGUCUUUCUGAACUUGACUACUUCAGGUACCUCCUAUGAAGAGUCAUCUAGUAUUUGUCUUUUUGUGGCUGGUUUAUUUCACUUAGCGUAAUGUCCUCAAGGUUCAUCCUGUUCUAUGCCAUGUGUCAGAAUUUCCUUUCUUUUUAAGGCUGAAUAAAAUGCCAUUGUAUUUCUGUGCCAUAUUUUGCUUAUUCACUCAUCUGUCAAUGGUUAUUUGGUUUACUUCCACCUUUUAGCUGUUGUGAACCAUACAGCUAUGAACAUGGGUGUACAAAUACCUCUUUGAGACCUUGCCUUCUAUUGUUGUUUUAUUUUUUAAAGUUGUAUUUAUUUGAGAGCGAGCAAACAGGAGAGAGAGACAGGAGUAGGGUGAGGGGCAGUGGGAGAAGCCGACUCCCUGCUGAGCAGGGAGCCCAGUGUGGGUCUCUGUCCUGGGUUCUGGGAUCAUGACCUGAGCUGAAGGCAGACAGUUAACCAACUGAGCCACCCAGGCACCCCCUCGCUUUCUUUAUAGAUAUAUCUGGAAGUGGAAUUUCUGGCUCAUAUGGUAAUUAUAUUUUUAAUUUUUUGAGGAACCUCCAUACUGUUUUCCACAGUUGCUCUAUCAUUUUAUAUUCCUACCCGUGGUAUACAUGGGUUCUGAUUUUUCCACAUCCUCAGCGAUGCUUGUUUUAUCUUUAAAAAAAUUGUUUUAAAUGCUUGAAUAGUAUCUGUCCUGAUAGACAUAGUUUCCUUCUGUCCUAGCUUAUUGAGUGUUUUUAUCAUGAAAGGAUGUUGGAUUUGUCAAAUGCUUUUUUUGCAUUAGUUGAUAGGGUCCUAUGGUUUUUCCUUCCAUUAAUGUGUAUUACACUGAUUUUCAUAUGUUGAAACUUCCUUGCAUUCCAAGAAUAAAUCCUGCUUAAAUAUGGUA
Messenger RNA from Lutra lutra (Eurasian river otter), 4848 nucleotides. RefSeq names its product zinc finger protein 792-like. The record is from RefSeq and is a predicted model, not a curated record. Gene Ontology annotation, biological process: regulation of transcription by RNA polymerase II. Bases 261 to 2111 code for a protein of 616 amino acids. The transcript is spliced from 4 exons. NCBI's taxonomy places the organism in Eukaryota, Metazoa, Chordata, Mammalia, Carnivora, Mustelidae. Gene Ontology annotation, molecular function: RNA polymerase II cis-regulatory region sequence-specific DNA binding; DNA-binding transcription factor activity.